Molecule: messenger RNA, 835 nt
Organism: Apus apus (common swift)
Lineage: Eukaryota; Metazoa; Chordata; Aves; Apodiformes; Apodidae
Gene: TXNL4B
Product: thioredoxin like 4B
Exons: 3
Coding region: 170-619 (149 amino acids)
Biological process (GO): mRNA splicing, via spliceosome
Cellular component (GO): U4/U6 x U5 tri-snRNP complex; spliceosomal complex; U5 snRNP
Source: RefSeq, a predicted model, not a curated record
GGCAGGCGCUGCAGCCCCAGGGGUUUGUCUUUACGGAUGUUUAGUAUAUCUCUGUAUCUUUAAUAGCAUGGAGGAGUGUCGCUGGCUUUUGACGCAGUUGUUUGGUGGUGGUGUUGUUUUUUUUGCGACCGGCAGGUAAGGGGUGGAGGGGAAGCUGUGUUCUGUCGGGAUGAGUUUCCUGCUGCCCAAGCUGGCCUGUAAGAGGGAAGUGGAUCAGGCCAUAAAAAGCGUGGCCGAGAAGGUUUUGGUUCUCCGGUUUGGAAGAGAUGACGAUGCUGUUUGUCUGCAGCUCGAUGAUAUUCUUGCAAAGACAGCUCAUGACCUAAGUAAGAUGGCAGUCAUUUACCUCGUGGAUGUGGACAAGGUUCCAGUGUACACCCAGUAUUUUGACAUCAGCUAUAUUCCAUCUACUGUGUUUUUCUUCAAUGGACAACACAUGAAGGUUGAUUAUGGGUCUCCAGAUCAUACCAAAUUUAUUGGAAGCUUCAAAACAAAGCAAGACUUUAUAGAUCUGAUUGAAGUUAUUUACCGUGGAGCAAUGCGUGGAAAGCUCAUUGUGAGAAGUCCUAUUGAUCCCAGGAACAUUCCUAAAUAUGACCUUCUCUAUCAAGGAAUUUAAAAGGUUGACCUGAGAUAAAGAACUACAGAAAUAACCAAGGUUCUAUAUCCCCCCCCCCUUUUUUUUUUUCUUCAAGCAUUUUUAGCCACUUCUGACACUGUGGGAUGGUUUGAGGAUUUACUUUGAAGGAUCAUAUUGGUCUCCUUCUGAAGACAGACAUUCUGUCACCUCAUACUUCUCUUGUAAAUAAAGCUACAUCUUAAUGUGUAAAAUUCA